CUCCAUGAGACGUCUCCUCAAGCCCACACUCUCUCUCUCUCUCUUUCUCUCAGCCAAUGCCUGAGGCCCUAGUAGCCAUUGUGGUAGAUGCCCCUGGCCUGCUCUGAGGCCCAUAUCUAGAUAAAUCCCUGCUGCCCCAGGCUGAGCCUUCAGCAAUGCCCUCUGCCAACCAGGGCUUAGCCUAGGCUACUGCCAUGGGCUUAGCCUGUGCUGCCUUGUGCUCCCUUGUUACUGCAGCCACCCUGCCUUUGGUUGCUCUCCUCUGCUAGGAUCCCCUGCAGCUCAGUUACCUCCCAGGUAAGGGGUUUGCUGUAUCCCAUCCUUUGUGUCUAUCUCUGCCGAUCUGUGUGUCUGCAUCUCUCCUCGUGAUUCCCAUCUGUCUUUCAAGUUUAUGUCUCACGUUGCAUUUUUCAGUAGAGGAAGUUCCCUGAUUACCCAGCUGUCCUGCACGUGCCCUGACUUGGUCUUCUCAAAGAUUGGCAUCAUCUUUCUUCCUGUAUGCAAAAUUGAGAAGAUUUGUCAAGGAAGUUACUGAGAGAAGUGAACGAGAGAGACCUAAAGGAAACUCAAGCUGAGCUGCAAGUCCUCACAGGGUGCUGCCAUCUGUCGCCACCAAGGACAGGAGAGGAGACAAGACCAUGUGGCAGUUCCCUGCUCUGCUCAUCCUCUUCCUCCCAGGCUGCUGCACGGCUCAGGAUCCAGUCACAGGUCCAGAGGAGGUGAGCGGUCAGGAGCAGGGCUCCUUGACAGUGCAGUGUAGAUAUGACUCAGGCUGGAAGGAUUACAAGAAGUACUGGUGCCGAGGAGCUUAUUGGAAAUCAUGUGAGAUUCUCGUUGAAACCGAUGCAUCAGAGCAGUUGGUGAAGGAAAACCGUGUGUCCAUCAGGGACGACCAGACAGACUUCAUCUUCACAGUGACCAUGGAAGACCUGAGGAUGAGCGAUGCUGACAUUUACUGGUGUGGAAUUACAAAAUCUGGAUAUGAUCCCAUGUUUAAAGUUAAUGUGAACAUUGACCCAGAAAUUUCAACUACAAUAAUGACGACGACCGCCACAGUUCUGCCAUCCACAGUUGUGCCAUCCACAGAAAACCAAUCUAAGUGGUGGCUUACUCCUGCCUCCUUUGUUUCCUGCCGGUCCCUGUUGAGCAGCAUCUCCUUCUUGCUGAUGGUCUUUGUGGUGGUUCCCCUCCUCCUGAGCAGGCUCUGUGCUGUACACUGGGUGAACAGGCCUCAGAGACAUUAUGGGGAAGUUGAAAUUGGCCUGGUGGAAACCCAUAGAUCUGAUGCCCAGGAUGAAGAGAAACACUUCCCAGGAGAUGAAAAAUAAUCUCUCUCCCUCUCC
Molecule: messenger RNA, 1343 nt
Organism: Mus musculus (house mouse)
Lineage: Eukaryota; Metazoa; Chordata; Mammalia; Rodentia; Muridae
Gene: Cd300ld2
Product: CD300 molecule like family member D2
Exons: 5
Coding region: 639-1328 (229 amino acids)
Cellular component (GO): plasma membrane
Source: RefSeq, a predicted model, not a curated record